UUCAGCUUCAAAAGGAAAUCAAUCUUCCUCCAUUUCUCGUUCCCAAAAAGCCUUAAAAAUCUACAGAGGAGAAGAGAGAGAACUUCAUAAUACCCAUUGAAAGGAAUCGGAAAUGGCUUCAAGACCCAUUGUGCCACAACAAGUCAGAGGCGCCGAGGGCGUUGUAGGAGGAGCAGCUAAUAAGCAGACAAAGAAGAAUGCCGCAGGGGAUGGGAGGAGCCGCCGUGCAUUGGGGGAUAUUGGGAAUCUGGUAAAUGUUAGAGGAGUGGCUGAUGGCAAGCCUCAGCCUCAUCGUCCCCUCACCAGGUCUUUCUGUGCACAAUUACUUGCCAAUGCACAAGCUGCUGCAGCCGCUGAGAACAAUAAAAAAAAUGUUUGUGUUAAUGUGGAUAAGGCUCCUGUUCCCGAUGGAAACAACGCUGUGCCUAAAAGGGCUGCUGCUGCACCAAAGCCCGCUCAAAAGAAACCAACUGCAAAGCCCAAGCCUGCAGAAGUGAUUGAAAUCAGUCCGGAUACAGAAGAUGCGGUCCAGGUGAAGGAGAAAAAAGACAAGGUUCCUGUGAAUAAUAUUGAUAAGAAAGCAACUGCGGGGGAGGGACCAUCCAAGAAGAAAGCACAUACUCUUACUUCAGUCCUCACUGCUAGAAGCAAGGCGGCCUGUGGUAUUUCUAACAGGCCAAAGGAGGAGAUUGUUGAUAUUGAUGCUGCAGAUGCAAAUAACGACUUGGCUGGGGUGGAGUAUGUUGAAGACAUUUACAAGUUCUAUAAGUCAGUUGAGAAUGAGAGCAGGCCACAUGACUAUAUGCACUUGCAAACUGACAUUAAUGAGAAGAUGAGGGCAAUUCUUAUCGAUUGGCUGGUUGAUGUUCAUCAAAAGUUUGAGCUCUCUACCGAAGCUCUCUAUCUUACUAUCAAUUUGAUUGAUCGGUUCCUUUCAGUGAAGAUCGUGCCAAGGAGGGAAUUACAACUUCUGGGCAUGAGUGCAAUGCUUAUUGCCACCAAAUAUGAAGAAAUAUGGCCCCCUGAGGUCAAUGAUCUAGCAUGCAUUGCAGACAGAGCUUACACUCAUGAACAGAUACUGAUUAUGGAGAAAACUAUACUGGGAAAGUUGGAAUGGACUUUGACAGUGCCUACACCCUAUGUAUUUCUAGCACGCUUCAUCAAGGCAUCGAUUCCUGAUGAUGAGAAAAUGGAAAACAUGGUGUAUUUCCUGGCUGAGUUAUGUAUGAUGCAUUACGAGAGCACAAGGUACUGCCCAUCAAUGGUUGCUGCCUCAGCAGUGUAUGCUGCUCGUUGCACACUGAACAAGACCCCAACUUGGACUGACACACUAAAGUUUCACACUGGAUACUCUGAAGCACAGCUAAUGGAAUGUGCUAGACUGCUGGCUUUCUUCCAUUCGAAGGCUGCAGAAAGUAGGCUUCAGGUUGUAUACAGAAAGUACUCGAAUUCUCAACGAGGAGCUGUAGCAUUGCUUCCACCACCCCAAACUUUAUUGUCUGCCGCUGCUUCAGUUUGAUUAUAUUAUUGAUUUGAUGAUGAUUCCAUCCUUUGGCACAUUCUUGUACGGACAGAAUGACCAAAAAUGAGCAGAUUGACAUUGGUUUCAAAAAUUUAGAAGAAGUUGAAAAUUGAUGUCUAAUUUUGAUUA
Messenger RNA from Theobroma umbraticum, 1651 nucleotides. Its product is annotated as G2/mitotic-specific cyclin S13-7-like. The record is from RefSeq and is a predicted model, not a curated record. Gene Ontology annotation, molecular function: cyclin-dependent protein serine/threonine kinase regulator activity. Gene Ontology annotation, biological process: mitotic cell cycle phase transition. NCBI's taxonomy places the organism in Eukaryota, Viridiplantae, Streptophyta, Magnoliopsida, Malvales, Malvaceae.